UAGUGAAAGUUACGAAACUGAAGAAAUGUCUUCUAAGGAAACAUUGAGUGUUGAAGGAAGCGAGGAAGUGACGGUUUUGGAAUACGGUAAUGAGGGUAUAGAGAAUGGGUCGUCUAGGUUGAGAGAACUAAGGGUGAGGCGUUAUAAUGUAAAGGCAGACAUUGUCUUUGAAGUAAAGGGGUAUGAAACUGAGUUGGGUACAAGGGAUGGCCUUGUUUAUUUAGUUGAAACUUAUGACCUUCCUCCCCAAGUGUUAAUUAGCCCUGCUAGGGAGAAGGAGAAGGCAUGCUCGGCACCUCGGGAUCAUUGGAUGCCUAUGUCAGAUGCCAUAGAGGCCACUAAGCUCUAUGGGCCAAGUUUGUUGAGUGAAGAUGUGUUUGCAUUUUACUUUGGGAAGAGAUGGAAAGAAAGGGAGCAGAUCUCCAGUUCCUCAGCUCAACCUCCUAUUAAUGAGCCAAGGCUAGAGCUUAAACACAAAGGAAGUGAAGACUUGGAGCCGACUCAAAGGAAAAAGAAGAGAGUAGAGGAGAUAGAGGUGAGAGGAGACGAGGUGGUGGAGUUCGUACCUCGGCCUCCUCCUAUCGAGCUUGAUCCAGAACUCAAAGAGAUUGGGGUUGUGACCCAUGGCAAGGGCAAGGCUCUCGUACCUCCUCUUACUCUGCAGAACAAUAUUUUUGAUACAAAGAGUAGUAUGGAGGCGAAAAACUUUCUAAAUGCAUAUCUUCUUGAAAUGGAUCGUCGCCAAGCAAGGGAGGAGGUUUUGAGUAAUGGGGGAAGUUCAGUUGUUAAGCAUGCUUUGGAGCAAAAGAGGAAAAUACAUGAAGAUAAGAUCGAAGCUCAGGAAAAGGAAAGAAAAAAGAUGAAAGAAUCUCAAGCCAAACUCAAGAAGAAUGUAAAGCUAUUGGUACACAUUGCAAUGGAGGAGCACAUUGUAGAGUUUCUGAACUCCAGUACCUUUGACAACAUUGUCAAUCUGUACCAUCUGCCGAUUGCAAUCUUAGCAUUCACAGAUUGUAGGAAGAAGGUGAAAGCUCAAUAUCCCAAAGUGGAUGUAAUGAGAAUAACCUUUGGAGAGCAAAAGGAAGGAGUGGAGGAGAAUGGUAAAAGCAUGUCAACUGACUUCCAACCUCAAAUUAAGCUGAGAUGGGAUCGCACCAUUUUCCCGUCGAACUUCGACUUCAAGUUCAUCGUAGUGGAAGAAGGGAAUGCAGAGGUAGAAGGUGCAGAGGUGGAAGAGAGCCAAGCACCUCAUCCAGUGGAGAUCCAUCUAGUUCCUUCGGAGGAAGACCAGCCAGCUCCCCCAGUAGAAGAUCAACCACCUCUUCCAGCAGAGUAGCGAGGCUUUUAUUUUUUAAUUUUUAUUUUACUGUAAAGUUUGAACAAUUUGUUUUCUUGAUUUUGAACAGUUAUGUAAUCAUUUCAUUUGUUAAUUUAACUAAGUGUUGAGAAUUUAUUUUAACUAUUUGCUAUGUUGGUGUUAAGUAAGGGUUGAAAUGAAUGAAAACACUUCAA
This is a messenger RNA of Rubroshorea leprosula, 1512 nucleotides long. Lineage: Eukaryota; Viridiplantae; Streptophyta; Magnoliopsida; Malvales; Dipterocarpaceae. The record is from the annotation of a GenBank genome assembly.